This is a messenger RNA of Schistosoma rodhaini, 2464 nucleotides long. The record is from the annotation of a GenBank genome assembly. Lineage: Eukaryota; Metazoa; Platyhelminthes; Trematoda; Strigeidida; Schistosomatidae.
UGAACUCAUACUUUAAGAAACAUGACUUACACUUAGCAUAUAAAAUGCUAGAUGAUAUAUUGGCUACUAUACGGAACCACUCAUACAAGGCUAAGAGAACAAAUCAAGUUAAAGAUAGUGAUCUUCAAUAUCACUAUCAAAACCUAUUUAAUGCUAAAUUAAACCUAAAUAAUACCCAAGUCCCUUUAAAAACUACCGAAGUUCCUGAACUAACACUAGAUGAAAUAAAACUUGGCUUAAAAAAUAUGAAAAAUCAAACUACCCCUGGUAGCAACGGCAUAACAACCGAAAUGAUAAAGCAAGGAGGUUAUAAACUAAUUGACAUGCUACUCAAUAUAAUGAACAAGAUAUGGAAAAACCCAUGCACUAUGCCAGACCACUGGCUAGAUGCAGAGGUGAUAAGCAUAUACAAAAAUAAAGGACUAAGAUCAGACCCUAAUAACUACAGAAGUAUUUUCUUACUGGACACAAUAGGUAAGCUAUUUGCAGGCAUAGUCUGCAAUAGGCUUGUUCAACAAACAGAUAAUUACCUUCCAAUAACUCAAUUCGGAUUUAGAAAAAACUUAUCUACAAUUCACGCAAUCACAACGUUAAGACACCUAAUUCAAACCUCAAUAGACACAAACUGCACUAUAGUCCUAACCUUCGUUGACUUAACUAAAGCCUUCGAUACCAUUCCUAAACAAUUAAUAAUAGACACCUUAGCUAAAAUAUGCCCAUCAAACAAUAUAAAUUCCUGUAUAACUAAACUAUUAGACAAUCCUAAGGGACAUCUAAGAAAUACUGAACUAAAUUUCACAAUGCAUAGGGGAGUUAGACAGGGUAGUAAAGAAGGUCCGGCCAUCUUUAACCUAGUAUUCCAAAACAUAUUGGAACAUACAAUAGAUAAAACUUUAAAAGGAGUCACCCUAAGGGAUCAGCAUAAUAAAACUUGGACAAUUAAGCAUCUAGAAUAUGCUGAUGACUUAUGCUUAAUCACUAAUACAACGGAAGAGGCUACCAAAGCCCUAAACCACCUACAGCAAUACUUAACCAGUAUUGGUAUGGAGAUAUCAAUCUCCAAGACUAAAUACAUGAUAAUAAAUAAGAAAGGUAACUCAGCAAAUGUCAAAAUAGGCAACAAGGAUAUAGAAGAAGUAGAAUCCUUCCACUAUCUUGGUUCAACCAUAAAUAACAAAGGAACUCCGGAUAGUGCUAUCACCUACAACAUAGAAAAGGCAAAAAAUGCAAUAAUUAAAAUUAAACCAAUACUAAAAUCUAAAGAACUUAGCCUUGAUACCAAAAUGAAGCUGGUGGAUUCUUCAAUAAUCCCCAUUCUUACAUACGGUCUAGAAUCCAUAGUACUAAGAAAACAGGAUUGGUCUAGACUAGAAGCGGUGUUAAAUACAGUAAGACGUAUAAUUUUAGGUAUAAAUGAUAGAAAACAACUUACUGUUGAACAACUUAGACAUAAAAUAAACUUACCAAACUUAGCCAAUAAAAUCAUGCAAAACAGACUAAACUUGUGGUAUGUGGCACAUAAAAGACCAAAUAACCUAAUGGUGAGGUCUUUAAAUAGCAACUUUGAAAACCAGUGCAACAAUAGGAAGGCUCAUACUAGAAACUGGCUAAGACAACUGCUUCAAGACAUUAAGGAAAUGGGCGAACGCCUUCCUAGCAACUGGAUAAACCAACCCAACAAGGUUAAAAUAAAUACUCACCAAGAGUAUUUCCCCAAAAUUAUAGGAAAACGCCAAAUGAAGCAUGUAUGUCAAAAUGCAAACUGUAACAGAAUGUUUGCUACAAUUAAAGAAAUGAACAGACACCUUAGAAAUGAUCACCAAAAUAAAACUAACAGUGAGUCCCUAUAUAGCUGUCCCCUAUCUGACUGUAAUAAGACGUAUAAGACGUUGGGUUGGUUAAUUAGACACAUGCAAUCAUGCCACCCACAAUGUAACCUAGCUAAAGCUGAACCAAAAAACAAAGUUAAUAAAAUAGACUCCAAAAACGAUCAAAAUAAAUGUCCAUACCCAGGCUGCAACAAAACUUUACCAACUAAAAAAGGCAUAAUCAAUCACUGCUAUGUAGUACACAGAUGGUCAGCAAUCACCGGACAGGAAGUAAAACCAAAGACGAAAAACAAUGCAAAAACAACUAUUGCGCCCCGGUAGUUGUGCCGUGCUUCGAUGUAGCCUCUUCUCCAGAAGGGCCUACUAGGCUUCACCAACUAGUUUGGCUGGAAGGGGCACCACAGGGAUGGGAGGUAAAAUCCGACUCACACGUCCUCGUCGUGCCUCCUGGAUCAUGGGACUGUUUCCAUGAACUAACGUGAGCGGUAACCCGGGUGGUGGAGAUCGGACUAAUCACCCACUCUACCUAUACCCACAAUCUGAUUACCGAGUGCUACAAGGAAUCAUUAUAUAGCUAUUGAGAGUGCAAAAAUAGAGAGAAACAAAAAGAGAGAAAAAUAAUAAAAAAGAUUGCU